This is a messenger RNA of Ostrea edulis (European flat oyster), 7448 nucleotides long. RefSeq names its product protein O-mannosyl-transferase 2-like. The record is from RefSeq and is a predicted model, not a curated record. Gene Ontology annotation, molecular function: dolichyl-phosphate-mannose-protein mannosyltransferase activity. The transcript has 20 exons. Lineage: Eukaryota; Metazoa; Mollusca; Bivalvia; Ostreida; Ostreidae. Gene Ontology annotation, cellular component: endoplasmic reticulum; membrane. The coding region runs from base 87 to 2345 and encodes 752 amino acids. Gene Ontology annotation, biological process: protein O-linked glycosylation via mannose.
GACUAGUAUUCAAUCUCACUUCCGGAAUGUAACACGAAUUUCCUCCAGGCAAUAACAUUAUUAUAUUUGCUGGAACACAAUAAUACAUGGCCACCAAAAAAACAUAUAUAGUAGAGAGCAAAUUUGAAUCGUCCGAGGGAUUUUUAAAAUGUGAAAAGUAUAGAGACAAAAAGAUGCAGGAUGAGGAAGGUGAUGAUCUCAAAGAAAGAAUCGAAGGCAACGAAUUUUCUAAAGAAGCUGUUACAAGUGACAUUAGCAACUCCAGUGGUGUCGACAGUAGAACUUAUUACUCAUUAUUAUUAUCAGUUUCCGCUUUAUCAGUAAUUACGAGGCUCUAUAACAUUGAUAAACCCUCUCAUGUAUGUUGGGAUGAAACACACUUUGGGAAAAUGGGCAGCUGGUACAUUAAGAGGGAAUUUUUCUUUGAUGUUCAUCCACCUGUAGGAAAGAUGUUGAUUGGGUUGUUUGGUAUAGUGACUGGUUAUGAUGGCGAGUUCCCCUUUGGAAAGCCCGGUGAUGAGUAUGGUGAAACACGUUAUGUUGGAAUGAGAGUGUGUUGUGCCCUGUUGGGAGCUGCAUUGGUCCCCUUGGCUUACAUGUCUGUAUGGCUUCUUACCAAAUCACUCCUGUCAUCACUUUUUGCAGCAUUGUUAAUUUUACUAGAUGUUGGGACACUUACUCUUUCCCGACACAUCCUUCUGGAUCCCAUUAUGUUGUUCUUCAUUAUGAUGUCUACGUAUUCUGAACUUAAAUUUCUCUCAUAUCAAAAUAGACCAUUUUCUGCACAAUGGUGGCUUUGGUCAGCACUGACUGGAGUAUUCCUGGCAGCAUCCAUAGGAGUUAAGUUUGUGGGUUUGUUCAUCAUCUUAUAUGUGGGAAUUUCAACCGUUAACGACUUGUGGAAAAUACUGGGAAACCAAAGCAAUUCCUUGGCAGAUGUUGUGAAGCACUUUGUAGCUCGAGCACUGUGCCUUAUUGUGCUUCCCACUCUUAUCUAUAUAGCAACAUUUGCUGUCCACCUCAAAAUUCUGAAUCACAGUGGAAAUGGAGAUGGAUUUUACAGUUCUGCUUUCCAGUCACAGCUGAUUGGUAAUCGACUGUACAAUGUUAGUAUGCCAGAAAAUGUAGCCUAUGGCAGUGUGAUAACACUUAAGCAGAGGAGGACAGGAGGGGCCUACCUCCACUCUCACUGGCACCUUUACCCCGAGGAACAUCCACCCAGACAGCAACAGGUAACCACCUAUGCACAUAAGGACUUCAACAACGAAUGGAUAAUCAAGAUGGCCGACACAGAACCAGAGUCAGGUGAUCCGGUUCAACUGGUUGUGUCUGGUGACCUGGUUAGACUGGAGCAUAGAGAAACCAGAAGAAACCUUCACAGUCAUGCGGAACCAGCCCCACUGAGUAAGAGACAGUUCCAGGUGGCUGGUUAUGGAAUGAAUGGUACUGGAGAUGCUAAUGACAUCUGGCUGGUAGAGGUGGUGGGGUCGCCUCCUGGAACUGUUAUUCAGACAGCAAAGUCACGCCUGCGUUUUAUACAUUACCAUGUCAGAUGUGUUCUGCACUCCCAUGACAAGAAACUUCCCAAAUGGGGAUGGGAGCAGCUUGAAGCCACAUGCAAUCCAAAUUUGAGAGAACCAAAGGCUGUGUGGAGUGUAGAGGAAGUGACUGAUAAUAGAUUACCUAACGCCAGUUUUGAGAUAUAUUCUCCCUCUUUUAUGGAGAGAUUUAUGGAAAGCCAUGCCGUCAUGACACAGGGAAACAGUGGACUUAAACCCAAAGAAGGUGAAAUCACCUCCAGGCCAUGGCAGUGGCCAUUAGAUUUCAGAGGGCAGAUUUUCUCGGGGAAAGACCACAGGAUAUACCUGUUGGGAAAUCCUGUCAUCUUUUGGGGAUGUUUGGUGGCCCAUGUGCUGUUUGCUAUCUACUUUUUGGCCCAUUCAGUAAAGGUACAGAGAGGACACAUUGAAAACAAAGUCUGGAGAGAGCACAAGAAGACCAUGUUCACUGCCUGCUGGUGGCUUCUGCUAGGCUGGGCCUUGCAUUAUCUCCCCUUCUGGCCAAUGACUCGAGUACUAUAUUUUCAUCACUACUUUCCAGCCUUUCUCUUCAGUGCAAUGUUAACAGGGGUGGUUCUGGACCACACUGUGAUUCUGCUGAUGACUAUGGUACCGGAGAGUGUAUCUGGGACUUUAUUCCAUACUGUGGUGGGAGGCCUGAUAUCAGGACUUAUAUUGAGUUUCUACCUAUUUUCUCCCUUGACCUAUGGUAUGGAUGGACCAAUGGCUUUAGAGGAAGGUAGCAAAAUGGCAGGAUUAAAGUGGCUGAACUCAUGGGACAUAUAACAGACUGAAAACAAAAGUAUUGGUGUUAUAUCAAAACUUAUCACAUGUCUUAAGAUUACAUUCAAAAGAACCUACAUGUAUUUUGAUAUUUUUAUAAACAUUUUUGUAUAUUGUUUUUUGAAUAUUUCAAGCAAAGCAUUCCAAGAGUUCUAUGUAUUUUGAGUGUGCUAAUUAAUAUUGUAUAGACUUAUUUUCACUGCAAUUUAAAUUUCUCUACAUCUACUAUAGGCCAAAUCCAUGAUGUAAAACUGCAGUAACAGUGAUUGGGAAGGCCAUGCGCCCUGUGCCAUAGUCCCAUUCAGGUGAAAAUUGGCGCAUUAAAUUAUCUAAUCCAUGCGCCAAAGUGCGCAUUCAUUAUUGAUUGUAACUUGCGUUGUUUUUUUUUCUAGAAUGAAUUGGGUACGACUUACUUAUUUUUGUACUUUCAUUUUUAAUUCCUAUGUAUUCUGAUACACCGAAUCUCAUUGGUUGAAGCAAUACAAAUCAAAAUAGAUAACCAAUAAACUAUUUCCUCUUACAUCACAUCUCAUCACGUCUUCUCAUGCUUAUACUUUAGCGUUUAAGUUUCGGAAGUCCAAGGACAGAUAUAGAAACGACAGAAAAUGAAAAAAAAAAAACCCAAAUAAUGGAAAAAAACCAAAAAACAAAAACAAAAAAAUAAAAAACCACGAGAGACCAUCUUCAAAUACUAAUUCCGGUAAAAGCAAUGAUACCAUUGAGAAGGGGACAUUGAAACAAAGUAGAAACAUUUUCAAGAGCGGCGGAAAAGAUCGCGGUCAUGGUUCAAUGUUUCAAUUAAAACAAUAACGUUCCACUGCACAUUUGCUAUUUAUUGAAAAUGGUCAUUCAAAAUAUGUUGAUGGCCCAUUAAAUCUGAACUUGAACCGAUGGGCCAUAGUCCCAUAGGCCAUUUUGGCCUUCCCAAUCACUGCAGUAAAUAUAACCCAGCCAUAACAUCUAUACACAAUGGACAUGAAACCCAUGUAAAGAACCAGAGCAAACGUAAAGCUGUAUACUAAUCUAAAUCACAUUUUAUUUGUCAGAACGUUAUUUACAUGUAAUUUCAUGAGACUAUCUAUUCGUGAAAAUUUAGUUCUUGCAAAUUAACUCUUACACUUAGAAGAUUUAAAGCAGGAAAUAGUGCGAUGAAAAUUAUGUCUCGUGGAUAAAUACAUCAUUGUAUCCAUAUUGAAAAUAAGGCCUGGCAAAAUGAAAAUUAUCUAUAGUAUAAAUCACUUUGGAUUUGCUUUUUUCUCUAUUUUCAUUCCAGAUAUAUAUGUUUUUUUUAUAUAAUUGUUGUACGAGGAAUGAUCAAUAAGCUAAGACUUGAAGUACAUGUAUAUGACAAAAUCCAUGUGCAAGUUUCCAAGAUUUUACACUUGUUUAAGCAAUACGUAGUUUACAAUUUGUGCAAAUGCUGUUUAAGUUGACUUAAAACUUGCAGUUUUUACAGCUUUAUUCUAUGAAAAUGUUGAUCAAUUAUCAAUUUAUUUUGAAAAUAUAAGUGUAGUACAUGUUAUAGCUGUUUGACUGCAUUUGUGCCAUGGCAAAUAUUUAUAAAUUUAUUUAUUUUUGUAUUUUUAUAUGGUUGUGUGGUGCUUUUUAGCUCCAAGGUAAUCUCCAUUUUGUGCAACUAGUAAUAUUUAUGCAAUAAUCACAUGCAUUAAUGACUUUUAGCAAGCACCACUUUAAGUCAAUGCAUUCCACUCACCUCAAGUGAAAAAAUGUAUUAAGUACAGCAUCCCCCCCCCCACCCCCCAGGUUUUACGAACGCAAAAAAUCAAACUUUCAUCAUAGGUGGAAGAACUCUUUUUUUUUAAAAUAAAUUUUAUUUCAUUACAAUGCCUUUUAGACCCUAAUAAGGAAAAUCCUUUGACUCCAUUGACAGCAUCUUCACAAGUCAAGGGUUAUUGAUUCAUUACCUCACACUAACAAAUCAAUAACCCUUGACUUGUGAAGAUGCAUUGACAGUGUUUGGUACAGAUACAAGUUGUAUUUCAUGCUGAAAACAUUCUUGAUGUCUGUGAUUAUCUAUCCAAGAAAUACUUUAACCAUAUUAAUCUGGACUUUUAAUAAAGCAAAAAAGUGAUGAGAUUUACGGAAGGGUUUGUAAAUGGAUUUUUUUUUUAAAUGCAGGACUAAUUGUACUAAUAACAAAUAAUAUGUGUCCUCAAAUAUUUCAAGCUUUGUACACUUUGAUUUUAAGCUUAAGAUCAACACAGCUUGCAUACCAAAGAUUUGUGGUUAGUACAGUAAAACUUAUUUUAAUAACAUUAAUAUUGCUAUUUUUUAAAGAAUGGUUUUCAUUUUCUAGAGCAAGCAUUGUAGGUCAUCAGAUUUACUCAUGUGAAUCUUUACCCCUGUGCGGCUUAAAGAAAAACUUAUAAAUAUUCAUGGUUAUGAAGUGCAUGGAGCCUUUUACCAAAAGUGGAAUUUUCUACCCCUGGGCCAGAGAUCAAAUGUGUAUACAAUGAAAAUGCAUUUUUAAGAUAUUUUAAAGUCUUCUUGCUUCUGGGAAUUGGUGAAGAAAUAUUGUGUGCAUGGUUAUAAAAAGCAAAAACAAGAGAAACCUAAUAAAACUGUUAGAUAACAGCUUUUAGUGUAAAGAAGUAAGUAAGGAAAUAUUAUUGUCUUGCAAGACAAUAAUUAUUACUGAAAUAUAUAAUAAAGAACGAUUUUCAUUGACUUAAAUUUUUGGUGACAAAAUAUUGUAUGUACUGUUGUGAAGUGUGAAGACUUCUACCAAAAACAUGGAGUUCAUGACCUCAGGAUUGUUUACUUAUGUUUCAGAGAGUGGCAAUCAUAAAGUAAAAAAUGUACACGAUUUUUUUAAAAAAAAACUGUUUUCUUGGACAUUGAAAAAUCUGAAUCUUGAAUGUUAAAAAUAUUUAAUUUUCAUGUUUAAAAAUAAUAAAACAUCUUGUGUAAUUGAGGAGUCAUUGCAUGUUACUCAGGUGACUACUAAGAUCGACCCAUGGAUGUCUUGAUUAAAUAUCAUUGAACUACAGGAAUUUGCUGCCUAGACUUAUUGUAAACAUAGAUGUAUUAGAUUUUGAAAACUUUGCUUGCAUUAGAAUCUCGGAGUACAUGUAUCAAAUACAUGUGCCAGUUACUCACACUCUGGUUCCGGAACAUUGAGUUCUUACUUUAAAUCACUUUUAAUUUGUUUAUUCUCAUGUAAAUUUGUGAAAUUGUCUGGAUGCAAAAAAUCAGGUUUCUAUACACAGAUUUGUAUAUAUAUGUUGUAAAAACAAAACAAAUGUUCACAAAAACUAUAUCUGAGUAAUAAAUCACUAAUAAAUCUGACAUGGCAAGAUUGUGGAAAUGAAGUCUCACAAAAAGAGAUUUUCAGUUCUGAUCUUCUACCUUUGCAAUGGAAAUUAUAGAGGAUUAUACUACGCAAAGAGUGCUUACAGCCUGGUGCAUUGUCAUGAAUCUGAACCAAGGUCAACAGUACAUGUAGUCAAAGUGGGAAAUAUUUGUUACGCCUAACUUUGCAAAGGAGAGACGUUAGCUCAUGUUUGCAUAUCACAAAGGUCAUUUGGUCAAGGUCAGUGGCAAAAAGAAAAGAGGAUAUAAUUGUGUGACACUAUAACAUUGUAAUGGGAAGACAUUACGGUAGAUUCGUAAAUAGAUGCAAGGAAUUGAUUAUCGCUUAAUUUAGUGAAAAGCAUCAUUUGCGAAAUAAAAUUGCUCACUUUUAUUUUUAUAUUGAUGAAAAACUUGUAAAAACAAAUCAACAAUCCAAGCAUGUUCUCGCGAUUUGCCAUAUCUGUGAGUAAUUUCACAAUAUUUAGUAUUCUGGUAGAAUAAGGAAUCUACAGUAGAUGCCCAUAUCAGCAUAAAGGUUGAUUAUAGCCAGGUGGUGUGUCAUAACCCUGAACCAAGGUCAUUUACACAAAGUGAAGGUCACUAGGAGAAAAAGUUACAUAUGUUCAAAUUGGAUAAGUCUUACUGAAUGUAUCAGUGCUAUUAGGACAGCUCUAGUUCUUGUGUAUUUAUGUUAAAUGUUCGGCAUUCUUAUUAGCUUUGGGUUUAAUCCCCAGCAGAAACACAAUAUCAUUUCUGUAUGUGGUACAUCGUAAUAAUCACGUUUAUAACAGUUAUACAAUUGUAUUAAAUAAACUUCCAUUGGAUUUUCGAUCAGUUUUUAGUGCUCUCAUGUAAUCUCCUGUGUAUAUUGUCUCUGUAUGAUAUACUUAUCAAUUGUUAAAACUAUUUACAAAAUAUUUAGCAAAUAAUUGAAAUCUAGUCAAGAUUUGUCUCUUACAUAUAUUUAGUACACAUAUUUCAAAGAAACAAUGCAACAACAGGUUGUUCAAAAUUGUGUAUGUACAUGUAUAAAAUAUUUGCACUUGACUACAUUAAUUUAAUUGCCAUGUUUUAUAGUCUUACACAAAUUGUAAGACCAAUUGAAGUUUGUUACAAACAUGAAAUUACAUGUUUUUCUUACUUUACAUUUAUUUUAAUUUAAUAUGUAUUAUAGGAUUAAACAUUCUUUUUGAAGAAUUUAUCGAUGUGUAAACUCCAGACAUUUUACUCACAAACUGAAUAAAAGUGCAAAGCACUUUUAUGUUAAGUUUGUGAGUAAAAUGGCCGGAAUUUACACAUCGAUAAAUUCUUCAAAAAGAAUGUUUGAUUCUUAUAAUUCCAAUUCAUCCACUUCAUUAACAAUUGCAAAAAUUUGAAUAGUUUCCCCGCACUAUGUUAUUUGUUUUCAGGCGUGUAUGAAUACAUCGCGUUUUCGGAUUUAUUGAUGUAUAUAUAAACUCUUGUUCAGCUUUAUUUUUGUCCAAUCAAAACACUUGUAAUAAAUAACAUUGGAAUUAUACAUGUAUAAGGGUACCAUAUAUUAUUGGAUAGUUUUGUAGCUUCUAAUUAAUCUCACUGUGUACUUAAUUUAAUAAAUUUUUUAGAAGUGUUUAGUUUGUUUAAGGUACUUGUCUUGGCAUGAGCAUUUGAAUGAAAUAAUUUUGACUCAAAAUCACUCCAAUGAUGGCCUACAUUUUGUAGUUACUCACAUUACAAUGGAAGUUGGAUGCACGUUUAUGGUUGCGGAAGCUUCAUGUAAUUUAUAGUAUCAAUAAACAAUUUAUUGUUUCA